This is a messenger RNA of Neoarius graeffei (lesser salmon catfish), 3279 nucleotides long. It is a transcript of the gene espn, whose product is annotated as espin. The record is from RefSeq and is a predicted model, not a curated record. Gene Ontology annotation, cellular component: cytoplasm. Gene Ontology annotation, molecular function: actin filament binding. NCBI's taxonomy places the organism in Eukaryota, Metazoa, Chordata, Actinopteri, Siluriformes, Ariidae. The transcript is spliced from 15 exons. The coding region runs from base 213 to 2888 and encodes 891 amino acids. Gene Ontology annotation, biological process: actin filament bundle assembly.
AGUUGUCGAGGCAGAGAAGGGCAUCCAAAAGGUCCUGAAGAAGAAAACACUUCAUAACUUGUCACUAUUCAUCACCAGAAAAGAUAGGCGCGGUGUCUGUGAGAAUAACGGAAACAGGUACCAGGUGUCGUGAAUUGGAAGAUUCUAAGGAAGCGUCAGACAACCCGGCCGGGUUCUGACAAAAUGGACCGGGUUUGCUAGGUCGUCUAUUCAUGAUUAGUUCGAACAGUCACCUUGGUCCAGGAGGCAUUAUGACCGUCGAGGCGACGCUUGUCGCCGCCAGGCAAGGCGAAAUAGAAACUCUGAAAGUGCAGUUCGAGGCGAAAGUGCUCAGUAGUGAGGUAAAGGACUCGCUCGGAGCGACGCCUGUGCACUAUGCGGCGCGCGCUGGGAAGCUCCAGUGCCUCCAGUUCCUGGUGGGAGAAGCAGGCUUACUGGCCAACAGCCUGGCGCACAACGGCGCGAGCCCCGCUCAUGACGCAGCCGCCACCGGGAACCUGGCGUGCCUGCAGUGGCUGCUGACUCAGGCAGGCUGCCGAGCUUCGAAUAAAGACAACUCAGGAGCCACCGUCCUACACCUGGCUUCACGCUUCAGCCAUCAUGAGGUCACAGACUGGCUACUAAAGAGUGGAGAAGGGGAUCCCAGCGUUGCCAUGGAUACAGGCGCUGUGCCUGUACACUACGCUGCUGCUAAAGGCGACUUGGCCAUGCUCAGGCUACUAUUGGGACACAGCCCAAAUGUCGUCAACUUCCAAACCAAGAACGGUGCCACACCUCUGUAUCUUGCAUGUCAGGAAGGCCAUCUAGAGGCUGUGCAGUACCUGGUGAAGGACUGUGGCGCAGAGCCGACUAUUCGAGCCAAUGAUGGAAUGACGCCUUUGCAUGCUGCCGCCCAGAUGGGACAUAACCCUGUCAUUGUUUGGCUGAGGAACUUUACAAACAUCAACUUGUCUGACCGGGACAACAACGGUGCCACUGCCAUGCACUUUUCUGCUAGCCGAGGCCAUGCCAAGGUUCUCAGCUGGCUCCUCCUCCACAGUGGUGAAAUCGUGACAGACAGCUGGGGUGGGACGCCUCUUCAUGACGCAGCGGAGAAUGGAGAGCUGGAGUGCUGUCAGAUUCUGGUGGUGAAUGGAGUGGAUCUGGGCAUUCGGGACCAGGACGGCUUUACUGCAGCAGAUCUGGCUGAAUACAACGGACAUGAGCAGUGUGCCAAGUACCUCCGUACAGUCGAAAACAUGAGUGUGGAACAUCGUGUCUUGUCGCGGGAUCCGUCAGCAGAUCUGGAGUAUAAGCAGCCUGACUCAGGCCACUCCUCUCCAAACGCAACGUUAAACACAGCAGCCCAUUUCGAUAUGGGCUCUCCGUCCAGCUCACUGUCCAACUACGACUCCUCCAACUCCAGUCAGUCCAGCACGGGGGAGAAGAAGAGCAGCUCUGCACCAUUACGAGUAACAGGGAGCUCUGAGACAGCCAUCACUGACAUGCAGACCUACAUGGACAUGCUGAACCCUGACAUCACUGUUGGGGACCAGAACACAAAGGGACCAUCGCAACCCCCGCCUCCUCCCAUGUUCCCCCCACCUCUUCCACCUGGCUCUUCACAAAUCCCUCCACCUCCACCUCCACCCACUUACCCAGCACCAGGUCUGCCCGAAAAGGAGUCUGCUGAGUUUCUGAAGGUGAAGAGCAACCUGCGUCACGUGGACAGUUACACGGCGAAAAACGAGCAACAGUUAUCAGGAGGGGAGAACCCAGACAGACUGCGGCGGGUGGACUCCAACAGGAAGUCACGAAGCUUUAGUAAGCAGCCUAGCACUGGAGACUAUUACAAGUCCCUGGGCAACGACAUCACGGACGGACAACCCGCAACAGACAUGGCACCUAAUGAGGAGGGUUCAGUGCUGUUGGAGGAGCCGGCGGACACCUCCCCUGUAGUAGAGAACGGGAUGGGAGAGAGCGAGGAGCCUCCCGCACCUCCUCCUGCACCUCCUCUACCUCCCGCCCAGACUCCACCUCCAGCACCCCCUCUGCCUUCUGAGGCCCCGACACCUCCCCAGAGCACCAGCACUCCUCCAGCGGCCUCCAGCCAGCGCCGCAUGUCCUCCUCCUCCACCAGCACCAAAUCCUUCAACAUGAUGUCUCCUACUGGUGAUAACUCGGAGCUUCUGGCUGAAAUUAAAGCCGGGAAGAGUCUGAAGCCCACGCCUCAAAGUAAAGGCUACACGACCAUCUACUCCAGCAGUGGCUCACCAGCGAAUAACGGAGAAAGUCCAGCGUCGCCGCCUCAGUCCCAGUCUGAACCCCAAUCUCGGCCCCAAUCUCAGCCGCAACCGCAGCCUCAGUCCAAUGCAGUCCGAUCGACACAACCCACAUCUGCUCCCACCUCCCCGUCUACAUCUACAAAUCCUAAAACUUUCAGCAAUUCGUCCCGGAACCUGAACACAUCACAGAGCUGUGACCAGCUACCUGUUGUGGUCAAUGGCAAUAGUGCGUCGGGUCAGUCACGCAAAUCCAGCAUGGCGGAUAUAGAGUCCCUGGUGCCCACCCAUGACGAACAAGGCAGAGCUAUUCCUGAGUGGAAGAGGCAGGUGAUGGUGAGGAAAUUGCAAGUGAAGAUGCAGGAGGAAGAGGAGAACAAGAGAAAGGCUGAGGAGGAGGCGGCCCGGCUUGCGUCCCUGCCUGCUUGGAGAAGAGACAUCAUGAAGAAAAAACUGGAUGAAGAGAAGGAGCAGAAAAGGAAAGAAGAAGAGCGGCUGAGGAUGGCAAAAGAGAACGAAGAGAAAAUGGAGCUGGAACGGCUGCGUACAUUAGGCUACGAUGAGACCAAGCUGGCGCCGUGGCAGCGGCAGGUCAUUUUAAAGAAAGGCGACAUAGCCAAACAGUAGUUUCUCCCCAUUCUUUUUCACGUGCAUCUCUCUGCCUCUAUCGAACCCACAAUCCACCAGCUGCAUUCCACAUAUUCAGCGGCUCAGCACAGAGCGUGGCUGUUUGAAUUCAUCCAGCUACAGAUUUGUACUGUUCAGGACCGUUAACGGAUCCAUAGUACAUUGUGAUAAAAAUUGUGUGAUUGUAAAAGCCUGGAAUUCAUUAGCGGUCAUCGAUUUGUAGAUUUAUUUUUUUUUUUUUAAAAGUCAGCAUGCCAGCAAUAAUAUUUCAAAAACAUACAUCAUUUCAAUGCAACUAAUUACCUUACAGUCCCACAUUUUAAAAAUCUUCAAAGUAUUUUCGUGUUGAGAAAGAGCAAUUAUUUUGUAAAAAAAAAAAAAAAAAAACACU